CCCUUCUCGACCUUUCCUUACCAUCUACGCCCGCACAAACCCUAAAUUUCCACAGUGCCUUUAAGACUAUCUUCCUCACCGGAAGAUACCAAACCGGACCAGCCUCUUUCAUUCUCGACGAACAACGGCCCGAUUAAUGGACUAGCGCCGAUUACCAAAGCUGUGUCACUGAUAAGGUGAGACCUUCACGUACAGCCAUUGACGGAGACGAUCUCUGGAAAUUGCGCCACCAUUCCGUACAAGGCCCUCAGCAUAACGAAGAAUCAUAACUGGCAUCUCCAAUGGCAUCCUACAUUGUAAGUUUCAAAUUGACGAUCUCUUCAGUCGUCGUCGCCGUUAUCCUGUUGGGACCAUGGGGGUUAUCUGCAGCCACCGCAAGAAUCCUUAGAGAUCGGUUGUCAGGAGCUGAGUGUGGCGGGCCGAGCCAUAAAUUGUCGAUUGUGGAGCGGCAUGAGCAGUGGAUGGCGCGUUUUGGACGUACUUACAAAGACGGGGCUGAAAAGGCCAAGCGAUUUCAGAUAUUUAAAGAGGAAUUUGAGCGAGUCGAAUCCUUCAACAAAGCAGGCAAUCACAAUAGCUCUGAAUCAGGUUUCCGAUUUAACAGAGUGAUGGGACAUCAGAAUGUAUUUAAUCACAAAAAGUUUGUCUUCAGCAAUGCUCAGAUGCUGGAGUUAAAGAUGGUGCUCGAUACUUUUUUGAUAAGAAAUUCUUAUGUUUAGUCUUUGGUGUAUUGCUUGUUUGGCUGACCAUCCACCGUUCUUAGAUCUCCUUAUAUAAAUCCCGUCUUUUUCUCGUUAAACUAAGAUAUUGGAAUGAAGAAGAAAAUAUUGGGUCGCAAUUGGUUUUGUGAAUCAAACACUUGAAGUUAACACUACUGCACUAUUGUCUUCCUCCACAGCUGCACUAUUGUCUUCCUCCACAGCUCCACUGAAUGCGUACCAUGAAUAAAGUUAACUAGAAUCCCUUUAAAUGGAUACCUGAUCCCUUUUGAUCCUGUAUUGACUAAUUCUAUAGAUAAUUUUCUUAACUUCAGCAUGAAAUAAGACCCCCAAGUUGCUGUUGCACAAAUGGUAUGAUUUGCUCACUCCCCAUCCCAACCUGUAUUUGAGUGAUGAUGAGGGCUGAGCAUUUCACUGUUUUUGACUAAAAACUGCCCCAUCACUGAAUUACUGAUUUGUUGUCCAUGUUCUAUGCGCAGAUUAUACCGUGUGAUCGGCCCACCGUCCGCACGGUGUGCUGAUCCCAAAACGUUGUCAUUUCACAAUUAAAAAAGAUAGCAAAGCACCGUUGUCUACUUGUUUGCACAUUUCUGGCUGGAUGAUCGGCCAUUCGGCCCACUCAUGUUUCUUAGCUUUUUUCUUUUUUCUUUUUUUAUUUUUAAUUUUUUCAUCAUCAAAACUUUAAAAGUUAUCAUGAUUGCAACAAUAUUUUUAUUCAAUUCAAGAACACCAGGAACUAUUACAAUUAUUUGUUCAAAUUUUCAUCCUUUCAAAUAAAUUAAUUACUUUUUCUUUCUCUCUUACUUCUUAUUGCUAAACUUUUCCUUUUUUUAUUCAAUUAAAAUUACAACCAAUAAUUAAUUAUUUUCUAUAUUUAUACACUUAUUUGUAAUAUAUUUUUUCAUAUUCACACUUUUUCCUAUAAUAUAUUUAUUAUCUCUCAUAUAUGUUUCUAGUGUUUUUAGACAUUAAAUUUUGUUAUUUUGAUUUACAUUUGCUAUAUUAAAAUUUGUUUUUUUAGAAAUUUUACCAUUCAACCAUAUCCACGGGUUUUCUUUUCUUAUUUAUUUAUAUGAUUUAUAUAUAUAAUAAAAUUGAAUAUUUCUUUUCAUUGUUUACAUUGAAAUCAAUGUUUUAUAUCUUCUUCUCUGAAUUAGAAAAAUUACAUCUCAAUUUGUCUGUAGUUACACUGCAUAUUAACGUGAUUUACAUUUCAUUACACAUAAGUUACAUAAGUUACAUCAUUUUGCUACUGGGGAUAAAAAAUAAAGUUAGUGUUCACGCGAGAAUUAGCAUGGGAGCACCAUGCUCACUGUGGGUUGCUCCCACAGUAUACCAACCGUGUUCUAUGAGUUGCCUAAAACAAUCCUUUC
Messenger RNA from Cuscuta europaea, 2092 nucleotides. Lineage: Eukaryota; Viridiplantae; Streptophyta; Magnoliopsida; Solanales; Convolvulaceae. The record is from the annotation of a GenBank genome assembly.